Cornus florida is the source of this 977-nucleotide messenger RNA. RefSeq lists its product as uncharacterized. Bases 179 to 655 code for a protein of 158 amino acids. Gene Ontology annotation, biological process: chromosome segregation; cell division; mitotic cell cycle. Gene Ontology annotation, molecular function: microtubule binding. Gene Ontology annotation, cellular component: spindle microtubule; outer kinetochore. The record is from RefSeq and is a predicted model, not a curated record. NCBI's taxonomy places the organism in Eukaryota, Viridiplantae, Streptophyta, Magnoliopsida, Cornales, Cornaceae. The transcript has 5 exons.
UUUUUGAACUGAUCUUUUCAUAAACAAUUUUUUGCGUUUUCAAUGUUCAGCAAAAAAAGAGACGAAAGGAUCGAACAAGGAUUUCUUCUUCACAGUGCACUGUACAGUUAGAGAGACAGUUUUCUUCUUCACAGUGCACUGUACAGUUAGAGAGAGACAGUCUAGAGUGAGAGAGAGAAUGGGGCAUCAUCACAUUCUUCAUAACGACCACCAUGAAUCAGCAGACGGUCUGGCGAAUCUGUUCAGGAAAGCGAACCACGAUCUCACUGUGGUCCAACACAGACUCGAAAAUGAGUUCCAACAAAUCUACCCUGACCAUGCAAAUCCAAUGAAACUCGUAUAUCGCAUAAAGAAAAUACAGGAAGAUCUAUCGUCUUUGAAAGAGCAGUGCCGUCAGCUUCUAGCAGCCAAACAGGAUUUGAUUGACAAGACCAGGACUACCCUAGUUGGGAACAGAUCAUUACUACAGCGGUUGCAAGCAUCCACUGGUGCUCCUGUCACCAGUGAUUCUGAUGAUCUUGCAUACACUGAUUUCAACCAGAUCAUAGAUGAGUGGACUGCUCAAGUCAGAUCAGCAAAGGGGGAUGAGAGUCAUGGAUCGGGCGCUGAGGAUAUCAACCAGCUGCUCUUUUCAGCAAUUGUUCAAGGCAACUGAACAAGAACAGGACAAUCUUGACAAUCAGCCAUUCCCAUUAAAUGUAUAUCUUCAUUUUCAAAUAGAUCAUUUUCUGAGUGAGGGAAUGCUUGUUUUAUCUCUCUUUUCUUCACAGAAUACGGAAUAUGGCUCAGUUUAUAUGGUUUAACUCAUUACAUAGUGUUCAAUAGAUCCUUUCUUGUAUUUCUCUCUCUUUAAUUCAAUGAUACUCAACUGGAUGGUUCAAACUACUACUCUACAUCAGCCGAUUAACAUUUAUGUAUGAAUUGUUAAAUGACGUGCAUUCUGUUCAUAUAAUGCAUAUAGCAACCGGUUGUUGGUU